AUGGAAAGAGGGAGGCGACAGAGGAGGUGGGACUUCCCUCAUCCUGGUCGCCCCUCACUCAUUCUACUUACCACUUCGAAUAUGUUCAGCUCCAAAGAGUUCGUGUUCUGCUUACUACCUCUAAUCACAGCUGCUUCCUCUUACAUCGAAAAUAGUAUCGUAGGCACUCCAAAAGUGAUGUGUGAAGAAAACGAUUUGGCGCUCGAUGUGGUUACGGAGAAACCAUUUCAAGGCAAUAUUUUUGUAAAGGGACGAGCGAAAGACAAGUCAUGUCGUCAAUCAUACGCCAAUAAUGGUACAAACUCCUAUUCUUUACCGCUCGGAAAAUGCGGGAUGCAAAGGCUGCGAUCGGCAAAUCCACGCGGAGUGAACUUUGUGGUCACAGUACUGGUCUCAUUUCAUCCAGCUGGCUUCAUCACGAAAAAUGAUCGUGCAUUUCAUGUGAAGUGCUUUUACAUGGAGCCAGAUUCUAUAGUUACACAGUCGAUUGAUGUAAGUAGCCUACCCACAACCGAACUGAGCGAUGCCAUGCAAAUGCCGGUAUGCGAAUAUUCGGUCCGUCGGGACUCACCAAACGGGCCCACACUAACGUUCGCCAAUGUUGGAGAGACCGUAUACCAUGUUUGGGAAUGCAACCCAACCGAUAUGGGUAUGCUGGUGAAGAAAUGUUUUGUUACGGAUGGAGAUGGAGAAGAUCAUGCCGUCAUAGAUUACGACGGCUGUUCUACGGAUGUCUCCUUGCUCAGUGAGCUUGUUUAUGAUCAGAAUCUGAUGAGAGCACAUGCCACAAGUCAGGUAUUCAAAUAUGCGGAUUCAAAUCAAUUAUACUUCACUUGCCAAAUCCGACUAUGUCAACGACAAAUGGGAAUGUGUCAAGAUAUCACGCCUCCAUCAUGUGGUGUAAGUCGCCCUAACCGAACACGACGAGCAGUUUCACGUACACAAGAUCCAGAGAUUGACGUAGCAACGAAAGAGAUGCUGGUACUUGACUCGGAAGAACGGCGUCAGAUGGGCUCAAGCCCUUUGUGCGUUCCGAAGAUAACGCUGCCUUUGAUACCUCUAGUGCUCAUCACUGUUUCAGCGGUAUCCGUCUCCGCAACACUUUUGAUCGUUGGACGAAAACGGGACAAGUUGCAUUACCAGCCAUAA
Cylicocyclus nassatus is the source of this 1149-nucleotide messenger RNA. Lineage: Eukaryota; Metazoa; Nematoda; Chromadorea; Rhabditida; Strongylidae. The record is from the annotation of a GenBank genome assembly.